AUCGCUGAAACACACUCAGUCUGCUCAGUCAGUCAUCUGCUUAGCACAAACAAAUUUUGUUGUGCUUUUUCUUUUGGAUUUACAUCAAAUCGACAAUUAGCACAGUAAGCAUGGACAUUCUCUGCGUCCGAACACUGGGAGAGAAUCUUAAAUCGUUAGUUGGUCGCAACGUCGUGUUGAUAGGCUUUGUUCAGAGCGUUCACAGCAGCAACUCGUCGAUUAAUCUGCGAACCACAGACCAGAUCAUUGUCAACGUCACUUUCCCGGACAGCCUGCCGGACGCUCCAACUGGGUACAUUCAAGUGUGGGGAACUGUUGAGAACCAAUGUACUGUCAACGCUGAGGAUUACUGGCAGUUCACAAGUGAGCAACCCUUUGAUGAAAAAUCAUACAAUGGCGCUGUUCAAGCUAUGACUGCACUGAAGGAUUACGUCCACAGUCCACAAAGUUUAGAUUAACUGUAAUUUGUAAAUAAAAUAGGGAUUUAUGAUGAA
Messenger RNA from Cloeon dipterum, 494 nucleotides. RefSeq lists its product as uncharacterized. Gene Ontology annotation, cellular component: site of double-strand break; nucleus; DNA replication factor A complex. Gene Ontology annotation, molecular function: single-stranded DNA binding; damaged DNA binding. The record is from RefSeq and is a predicted model, not a curated record. NCBI's taxonomy places the organism in Eukaryota, Metazoa, Arthropoda, Insecta, Ephemeroptera, Baetidae. Gene Ontology annotation, biological process: base-excision repair; DNA replication; double-strand break repair via homologous recombination. The transcript has 3 exons. The coding region runs from base 111 to 458 and encodes 115 amino acids.